CUGUUUAAAAAAUAAACAACAUUUCUGUUAUAGCCUUAUCCAUUUAAUUUCGAAUGAAUUUUAGAGUUUUAAAAUUUAUAUCAUCGAUAAUGAUUCAAAUCUAUUUGAACUUUACUUCAGAACAAUCAAAUAAAUUUGCUUUAUAUAUCCAAGAGUUUUAUACUUCAAAAAAAUAAAUAUGUCAACACCAGAUUAAUUAAUUUUAUCGUUGAGUUUGAACACAUUAUUCAAGAUUAUCUAAAUAGAUUGAAUUCAGAUAAAAAUAGUUGUGUAAAUUGGAAAUAAAACAACAGCCAUUAUCUUUCGAGCAAGCGACAGGAGGUUACCUAAGACUUAAGAUUUUCAGUCAUAAGUUUAAUUUUAAAUGAAAUUAUUAUUUUUGCUUUUCUCCGUAAUCGGAGCUUGUUACUCAAAACCUCUUACAGUUGAAGAUGAUGGAAUCUGCCGAGGAUAUAAUGCAUGUGCCCCGAUUGAUUUAAAUAAAAUCAAUGUACAUUUGGUUAUGCAUUCUCACGAUGACGUCGGUUGGGUGAAUACUGUUGAUCAAUAUUAUUAUCAAAAGGUGGAAAUAAUAAUUAGUUCGGUCGUCGGAGCACUAUUGCAAAACGAAGACAGAAAAUUUAUUCAAGUCGAAACAGCUUUCUUCAAGAAGUGGUGGACUCAACAGCCAGAGCUGACAAAGAAGUGGGUAAAAAAACUAAUUAAUGAGGGCCGUUUAGAAAUAAUUGGUGGUGGCUGGAGUAUGAACGACGAAGGCGCAGCGCACUAUCAAUCGACGGUGGACCAAUUUACUUUAGGCCUCCGAUAUUUGGAGGACAAUUUGGGUAAAUGUGCCCGUCCGAAAAUCGGUUGGCAGAUUGAUCCGUUCGGUCACAGUAGAGAACAAGCCUCCAUAUUCGCUCAGUUAGGAUUUGAUGGAUUUUAUUUCGCCAGACUGGACUACAGAGACCGAGAUCAAAGAAAAGCCGAUAAAACUAUGGAUUUGCUCUGGACUGGAAGUGAAAAUUUAGGCAGCGAUUCAAAUAUAUUCACGUCCGUUUUCGAAAGUCACUACAGCGCACCAAGUGGAUUUUGCUUUGACAUAAGGUGUAGCGAUGAGUUGCUAGUUCCCAAUGAAGCUAGUCCUGAAUACAAUGUCGAAAAAAGAGUAACUGAUUUCACUAAAAUUAUUGAAGAUGCAAUUAAACAUCGCCCUACCAACAAUCUUUUGUUAACGGUUGGUGAUGAUUUCAAAUAUGAAUCUGCAGAGAGAACAUUUAAUAACGUAGAUCAAUUAAUUGCUGGCUUUAAAAAAUAUAAUCCAAAAAUUAACGACAAAGAAAUAAAUUUGAUUUACUCUACACCAUCUUGUUAUGCAAAAGCUGUAAACGAAUUUGUCAUAGCUAAUGAACAAACUUUACAAGUGAAAACUGAUGAUUUCUUCCCCUAUGCAGACAGUGCUAACAAAGUGUGGGCAGGAUAUUUCACCUCAAGGCCUACAUCUAAACGUUACGAAAGAGUAGGAAACAAUUAUUUACAGGCUUUUAAACAAUUGAGUGCACUAGGAGGUUUACCAAUGGGAAGUAAUAAGCGAUUGGAGGAAGCUAUGGGAAUAUUCCAACAUCACGACGCUAUUACAGGCACUGAAAAAACUGCAGUGGAAAAAGAUUAUCACAGAUUACUUACGAAAGGUAUCAGUGAAUCUUUAGAAAAAGUUGGCACUGCUUUGUCAAAUUUAUUGGGGCUAGAAAAUAAAAUUGAUUUAAAAAUCUGCCCUCUAGCCAACGUUAGUAUUUGCGAAGAGUCGAACAAAGAUGAGUUCAAUGUUCUCUUGUAUAAUCCACUUGCUAGAACCGUUUCCCAUUACGUGCAAAUCCCAGUGAGUGGUGACAACUGGUCUGUCUCAGAUCCUGAUGGUGAUGAAGUUGAAAUAGCAGUCACUGAACCCGUCAGAUCUUUUAAAUACAUAACUGAUGAUAUUGGGGGAACCCUGCAUGACAAAGUAAUAAUUUUUAAAGCUGAAAACUUACCUGGAUUGGGUUAUAAAAUUUAUAAUAUUAAAAAAUCAUCAUCAAAGAAAACGGUCCAUGCUAAAGUUCCACUUGAACUAAAAGAAGAUAAAGAGUUUGGAUUUGAGGAUAAAUAUGUUACUUUAGAUGCAGAUACUGGAUUCGUUAAGAAAAUUACUUUGCACGGUAUUACAAUGGACGUGACUCAGCAAAUGAUGUAUUACAAGAGUUCGCAUUACUCUGGCGCCUAUAUAUUUAAAACCAAAUCUGAUGAUCAAGAUAUUAAAAAAUUUGCAGAUAAGUGCAGCAAUACUAUAUUGACUGAAAAAGGAAAUGUUGUUCGUGAAAUUAAACAGGUUUGGAAUGACUGGGCUAGUCAAAUAAUCAGGAUUUACAAAGAUGAAGACUUUAUUGAGUUCGAUUUUAUAGCUGGACCCAUUAAUACUGAUGAUGGAUUUGGAAAAGAAAUGGUUAUAAGAUAUUCUACCAAUAUUGACUCUAAAGGUGAAUUUUACACUGAUUCCAAUGGAAGGGAGAUGAUAUACAGAAAAAAGAACUGGAGGGCUACUUACAAUUAUACUAAUGACGAACCUCAAGCCGGAAAUUAUUAUCCUAUUAAUGCAAAAAUUAUGAUACGAGAUGAUAAAAAACAAUUUGCUGUACUUACCGACCGUUCCGAAGGAGGUUCUAGUUUACAUGACGGCGAAGUGGAACUUAUGAUUCAUAGAGCUUUACUUAAUGAUGAUGGAAAGGGAGUAGGAGAAGCUUUAAAUGAACAAGAACAUGGACAAGGAUUAAUCGCUCGUGUUUCACAUUUUGUAACACUGGGUUAUAAAACUUUAGGAGAUGGUAAAAGAUCCAUGUCAGCUAUAGAACGUGAUAUUGCUCAACGAAAACUUCUUCAACCAUUAAUGUUCUUCCCCUCUGGAAAAAUUUUACAAAAGGAACAUACGUUCUUGAACACUGAAUUACCUAAAAAUGUUCACCUGUUAACUUUAGACAAUUGGAAUGAUACUGACAGCACAUUUUUGAUUAGACUUGAACACAUUUUAGAAAAAGAUGAAGAUCCAAACUUGUCUCAGGAAGUAACAAUUGACUUAUCGAAAAUAUUUGACACAUUCACCAUUACAUCAUUGAAGGAAACCCUUUUGGCUGGCAACAUUCCGUUGUCAGAAGUUUCAAGACUUAAAUGGCCGCAAAUACAGGAGACCGCAGAAUCCAACGUUCUCAGCAUAAAGAAACGCAUGCUUCGGGCAGAUGAAGACUUAAAAAUCACUCUAGCACCAAUGCAAAUCAGAACUUUUAUUGCAACUGUAGAAAAAAAAAAUAAAAAUUAAUAAAAUGAAUUUGAAAUAUUA
Molecule: messenger RNA, 3346 nt
Organism: Aethina tumida (small hive beetle)
Lineage: Eukaryota; Metazoa; Arthropoda; Insecta; Coleoptera; Nitidulidae
Product: lysosomal alpha-mannosidase
Exons: 15
Coding region: 365-3325 (986 amino acids)
Biological process (GO): mannose metabolic process
Cellular component (GO): lysosome
Molecular function (GO): carbohydrate binding; alpha-mannosidase activity
Source: RefSeq, a predicted model, not a curated record